GCAGCAUCCGGGAAUUUUACACGAAUCCAAGAUGGCGCCGAUCGGCGAAAAAAGUACAGCUCGAUCAGCGGGCAUGGAAAACGGUGAAUCUGAGCCGCAAAACUUAUGGUCUUCAAUUUUAGGCGAGGUUUCAUCGCAUUCUGGUUCGAAGUUGCCGUCAUGCAAAAACAUCCUGGUUCUCGGUGAAGACGAAUGUGGGAAGACAACUCUUAUAUCAAGGCUACAAGGCACAGAUGACCCCAAGAAAGGUCAUGGACUGGAGUAUUUAUAUCUGGACGUCCAAGAUGAAGAUCAAGACGACAGCACACGGUGCGGAGUGUGGAUCCUGGGAGGCGAGGAGGAACAUUCCGAACUCCUCAAGUUUGCGCUGACGCCGGCCAGCCUGAGCCACUCCCUAGCCAUCUUGAUGGUGGACAUGUCCAAACCGUGGUCUAUCAUGGAUAUGCUCGACAAGUGGGUGGGGUUGCUCAGAAGACACAUAGAUACGUUGAGAUUGCCGCCCGAGAGACUACGGGAACUGGAGGAGAGAUUGGUGCAACAAUUCCAAGAGUACGUUGAACCCGAGGAGGGGGAGGAGCCUAAAUCCCCCAGGAGAACGACAGCACCUGGCACGGUGGGCGGGGAAGACGAAAAAGUGCUGCUCCCGUUAGGGGAAACCACACUCACGCAUAACCUGGGAAUACCCAUUGUUGUCGUAGUUACAAAGUCAGACGCCAUAUCCAGUUUGGAGAAAGAACACGACUUUAAGAUGGAACAUUUAGACUUCAUCCAACAACAUAUCAGAAAGUUCUGCCUGAACUAUGGCGCAGCGUUAUUCUACACAUCGGUAAAGGAAGGCAAGAAUUGCGAUCUACUCUACAAAUAUCUGCUGCACAGGAUAUAUGGCUUUCCCUUCCACAAACCAGCAUUAGUCGUAGAAAAGGACGCCUUGUUUGUGCCUUCUGGUUGGGAUAACCUACAGAAGAUAGGCAUUCUUUAUGAAAAUAUGCCCAAUAUCAACCCCCAAGAACCCUUUGAAGAAGUCGUAGCGAAACCAGUUAUCAGAAAGCCAUUACAAGACAGUAAAGAAGUGAAUGCAGAGGAUGAACAGGUCUUCCUGAUGAAACAACAAGCCAUGUUGAGCAAGAAUAUCCCUCCAGCUAAGCAGCAGGAAUCUCCACAGAGACCAAUGGGAAUGAGAACACCAGAGAGGAAAGCCAAUGUUGCCAGUGUCUCGCCCAUCACGCCCUCAGGAAAAGGAAAGAUGGAGCCAGGGAAGCCAGGAGCAACCAAUGAAGGAGUCUUAGCCAAUUUCUUCAACAGUUUACUCAGUAAGAAAACAGGGACAGGUUCACCAGGGUCACCGGCGAGUCCGAAACCAGGAGACAAAUCAGUACGUAGCGACGCAGCGGCCGAGUUGGACCGCAUGACGCGAGGGCGCAAGUCGGUACCCGGUCAAAACUCAACCGGCGCAUCCUAGCAAGGUGACACGUCUCGGUUACCGGGGAAACUGUAGUACCAGGGGCGGGAACCUAUCCGUGUAAAUGUAUAUCAAUCUUUUAAAGAAUAAACAAAUUUCCGUAAUGGAAAUCGCUAUUAAAUAAUUGGAGUCUAAAUUCUGGUGCCUGUCUCUAAGGUAUGUGCAAAAAUGCUUGCCAUUUUGUGGAGUAAACUAAUAAUAAUCAUUUCGGAGGUAAAUUUUUAUGCCCGGAUUGACGCAAGAUGAUGUUAAAUUGAUACCUCUGAAGAAAACAGUGAAGAAUGUUGCUGCAAAGA
This is a messenger RNA of Patiria miniata (bat star), 1755 nucleotides long. RefSeq names its product cytoplasmic dynein 1 light intermediate chain 1-like. NCBI's taxonomy places the organism in Eukaryota, Metazoa, Echinodermata, Asteroidea, Valvatida, Asterinidae. Bases 32 to 1459 code for a protein of 475 amino acids. Gene Ontology annotation, biological process: microtubule-based movement; microtubule cytoskeleton organization. The transcript is spliced from 12 exons. Gene Ontology annotation, cellular component: cytoplasmic dynein complex; centrosome. The record is from RefSeq and is a predicted model, not a curated record. Gene Ontology annotation, molecular function: dynein heavy chain binding.